Molecule: messenger RNA, 336 nt
Organism: Podospora bellae-mahoneyi
Lineage: Eukaryota; Fungi; Ascomycota; Sordariomycetes; Sordariales; Podosporaceae
Exons: 2
Coding region: 1-336 (111 amino acids)
Source: RefSeq, a predicted model, not a curated record
AUGUGGAACAUUACAGAGAAGGAGCCCUAUCAAGUCACGCGAGCUGAUAUCAAACUCUAUCAUGCAUCUGACCUCCCGAGGCUGGGCCGCUUUAGUGAAGCUCUGACUCGUCUCAACAACCAGCUUGACUCGUACACGACAAGUAAUGACUUCCCAUUUGGUAUCUGGUUUUUGCUCCAAGCUCUUGUCUAUAACUGUUAUCUUCAUCCAACAACGGUGCAGGCCCUGGCUAGAGAACUUCUCGGCCGUUCCAACAUCUCGAUUGACGCCUUCAGGAAGUUUUUCGACUGGAUCGACUACCCGGCACCUGAGAGCAAUCCAAAGCAGUCGAAGUAG